AUGGAGCCCACAGGGCGCCGGGCUGCCCAGGGAGGGGAGGGGGCUCCGGGGAGGUUUGGUGGGGGACAGGUCCUGAAGCCCUAUGACAGCUUCAUCCGCACCCACCUGCGCUUCUAUGGCUACUUCCGAGAUGAGAAGACGGGCAGGGAAGAGACUGCCAUGUCCCCGGGGGAAUCCUCCGGGCAGCAUUCCAAGGCAUCCACCAUGGGCAACACCGGCGCUGGCUGGCAGCGAGGUCCUGGGUACAAGCCAAACCGAGAACCACAGGCUCCAUUCUUCCCUGCUCCCCGCUGGCCUGUGGAGUGUGAAGUCAUCCAGGAGACGAUUGAGCACAUUGAGUGGGUGCCCCCCAAACCGGAGCCCUUCUGCCCACCCAUGGGCCCGGAGCAGCCCGUGUACAGCCUCAGUGAGGAGCAGGGCACCACUGUCUACCACUCCAGCCCAGCACUCCAGGGCUCCUGCUUUACCCGUGCUCGGGUUGGGGGGGCCCCGGGGCCACUCUCCUCGCCAGCAGCCCCCUUGGAAGGUCCACAGGACACCACGCUGCUCUUCGAGUCCCGCUUUGAGAGUGGGAACCUCCAGAAGGCCAUUAAGGUGGGUCCCUACGAGUAUGUGCUGAUGCUGCAGCCGGACCUGUACACGGCCAAACACACACAGUGGUUCUACUUCCGUGUCCAAAACACACGACAGGAGCCACUCUACCGCUUCACCAUCGCCAACAUGGCCAAGCCCAAGAGCCUCUACGGCCAGGGCCUGCAGCCCCUGCUCUACUCCCAGCAGGAUGCCCAGAGCCGUGGCAUAGGCUGGCGCCGGGUUGGGACUGACAUCUGCUACUGCCGUGGCAGUGCAGGGGAGCCACCGCUGUUCCGGCUCAGCUGGACAGUGCGCUUCCCGCAUGACAGUGACACGUGCUUCUUCGCCGCCUGCUAUCCCUACACCUACUCGGACCUGCAGCGCUACCUGCGUGCACUGGUGGCCGACCCGGUGCGCUCCCAGUACUGCACUGUGCAGGCACUCUGCCGCAGCCUGGCCGGCAACAGCGUGUACCUGCUGACCAUCACCAGCCCAGGUGGCACAGCCGGCAAGCGGGUGGUGGUGGCGAGCGCCCGCGUGCACCCUGGAGAGAGCGGCGGCUCCUGGGCCAUGAGGGGAUUCCUUGAUUUCCUGCUUAGCGCCCAUGCAGACGCGCAGCUCCUGCGCCGCCUCUUCGUCUUCAAGGUGGUGCCGAUGCUCAACCCCGAUGGGGUGGUCGUGGGCAACUCCCGCUGCUCCCUGGCGGGACGGGAUCCCAACAGGGCCUACGGGAUGGCACUUCCCGGCUCCUUCCCUGGUGUGUGGCACCUGCGGGCCAUGGUGCAGAGGGUGCUGGAGGAGCGAGAGGUGAUGCUGUACUGCGACUUCCAUGGACACAGCCGGAAGAACAAUGUCUUCAUGUACGGCUGCGAUGCCGGCGGGGAUGGCACUGGGACACGGCUGCGCCAGCGCGUGUUCCCCCUGAUGCUGAGCAAAAACGCCCCCAACAAGUUCUCUUUUUCCAGCUGCAAGUUCCAGGUGCAGAAGAGCAAAGAGCGGACAGGUCGGGUCUCCAUGUGGCGCCUGGGUGUCUCCCACAGCUACACCCUAGAGGUGGCUUUCAGUGGCUCCACGCUGGGUGGAAGGAGGUCCCACUUUAGCAAGGAGGACCUGGAGUCAUUGGGUCGCCUCUUCUGUGACACCCUGCUUGACUUCUGUAACCCUGCACCUGCCAAGCUCCAGCAGUGCCUGGUGGAGGUGGAUGUGCUGCUGCAGCAGCAGAUGGGUCGGGAGCCAGGCUCUGGAGGCAGCUGGAGCAAUGUGUCCCUCUCAGAGCUUGAGUCCAGCACCAGUGGCUCCGACAGCUCCGUGUCCGACGAGAUCCCAGAUGACUUCCACAGCCCCGACAGGCCGAUGGAGCCACGCAGGAGGAAGCGGCUGCAGAGACGGAGAGCAAGGAAUGGCCUGCACCAAACCAACCGGAGCGGUACCAGGAUCCUGGCUGGGACCCGCAGGCAUCCAGUUCUUCCUGGUGUCCAGAAUGGAGGUGGCAGUGUGGGAGAGAAGCCCAGAGCCAGCUCCAAUGUCACCUUUCCCAGGGCAGCUGGAGCAGAGCAUGGCCUCCGUGCCAUUGCAGGAAAGGUGCCUGGAACUCACUCUGGAGUGGCUCUUCCCACGGCACCCGAAGCAGGGAAUGGCCACUGUGCCACCAUGGGAAGGCAUCAGCUGGACAGUGGCACAAGUGCUGCGACACACUGCAAACCACCACUGAGCCCCUGCCACAGUGGUGCCACCAGUGGCUAUUCCCGAGAUCCAGCCGUGGGAGCAAUGCUGGGGCCAUCCUGGCAGCGGGGUGGGCGCAGGCCGAGGGACAGGACACGUCCCCUCACUGUCCCUGCAGUGGCCUCACGCUGCUGCGCCUGCACUCGGCAGUAAAGAUGCUGCCACCUCCAUGUCUGUGCCUGGUGCUUCCUGUUCUCAUUGCGAUGUCCCCUCAGUGGUCC
Molecule: messenger RNA, 2516 nt
Organism: Sturnus vulgaris (Common starling)
Lineage: Eukaryota; Metazoa; Chordata; Aves; Passeriformes; Sturnidae
Gene: AGBL2
Product: AGBL carboxypeptidase 2
Biological process (GO): proteolysis
Molecular function (GO): metallocarboxypeptidase activity; zinc ion binding
Source: RefSeq, a predicted model, not a curated record